CUCUUGCCUAGCUACAUCAGGAGUUCUCGUGCGGAUUAAAGAAAGAACAUCAAGGGACAAUGGAACCUGGGAAGUCCCAUUAUCACCAUUAGGCAAGUGUGGUGCCGGACUCCAUCAAGAUGCGACUCCAUGAUAACUGUGCCGUGUGGCAGCCCCGCCCUGGCUUUGCCUCUAAUCCACCAUCUGUCCUCUGCCAUCCCCCUCCCCCCGGGGCCCCACAGGCCUCCACUGUCCUCAUCUGUAAAAUGGGUGACUUGGAUCAAGGAAAACUUUAGUCCCUUCCCGAGGCUGCCAUUUUAUCCCUGAGUCCCCUUUAAAUGGCGCUGACAGCAAGCUGCACGUGGCUCCCCCGCCCCCAGAGUAUGUCUGUCUUCAUUCCUAACCUUUACCUUGGCAGACCAAGCAUUAGAUUCAUCGAGCCUGUUGGACAACCCCUGGCACAUCUCCUGUUUUCCUCUGUUCCCUCUGCAGGUCACAGACAACACCAAACCCAGCCUCCCCGGGGCUCAGCCAGACAGGGGAGCCGGCCGCUGAACAAAAGCUGCCCGCCUCCCAGGGCCUAAGGGAGGUCCUGGGCACUCGCCGGGGUUGUUUGGUUUUGAGGUGUGCUGGGAUGAAAGGCACCCUGGAAGUGGAAGGCUCGGUCAUUCAUUCAUUAAUUAUAAUUGUGGGUUUGUUCUUCAGGAUGAUUCCUUUGAAAUUACUUUCCCUCCAACAGUGACGGGCGACAGAGGCAUCAGAUAUUCAGAACAGGCUCCAUUUCCUGAGCACGAGCAUUUUUUAUUCUAGGACCUGAGGCUCUGUUCUGAUCUGGCUUUUCCCUUGUCCCCACCCCCUCCUUGCUUUAGAGCUAGAGUUUGUUUAUGGGAGGGGGGGAGUCUUGUGUGUUUAAUUGUUUACUUUGGGGGGGUCUUGUGUGUUUAAUGUCUACUUUUUAAAAGGAAAUCUCUGCUACACUAAAGCAAAGAUUUGGGGACUUUAAUUACACCCUUUCCGGAGAAAUGCACAGUGGAAAAAUCCCACGGAGAGAUUAGAAAGACACCUGAGACUAAUACCCACCUAAGGUCUCGGGCCACACCUCCAGGUUACAACUGGAAGGGAGACACACACUGGGGUACCGAUGCCACUCUAAACAACAACAGCGUGUGCGAAGGCCCAGGGGCGCUGAGGGAUUGACCAAGAGGAAACACGUGUUGCACAAUGAUAGGAUCUUGUUGGUACAGUUGUCAGAGAAGGGAACUCCCACAGCAAAGGGCAUAAAACCAUCCAGGGCAGUCCGGGGCGGCUCAGUUUUGCGGUGUCAGGGAGCGGACCAGAGCCCAGCCCUGCCCCGGACACAGAUGGGACCAUGAGCUCCGGUUACAGCUUCAGCCAGACCCUCUCAGGCUCCCUCCACGGAGCCGCAGGCGGCUGGGGCUGGCCAGGGAGCUUCCCCCGGGCCCCCAGUGUGCACGGGGGCGCAGGGGGUGUCCGCAUCUCCCUUUCCUUCUCCUCGCCACGGAGCUGCCCACCCCCAGGCGGGUCUUGGGGGUCUGGAAGGGGCAGCUCUCUCCUAGGCGGAAAUGGGAAGGAGACCAUGCGGAACCUCAACGACCGCCUGGCCUCCUACCUGGACAAGGUGCGCGCCCUGGAGGAGGCCAACGUGAAACUGGAAAGUUGCAUCCUGAAGUGGCAUGAGCAGAGAGAUUCGGGCAGCAAGCAAGAUUACUCCCAGUAUGAGGAAAGCAUCAGCCGCCUACAGGAGCAGAUAGCAGAUGGCAAGAUGACCAAUGCUCAGAUCAUUCUUCUCAUUGACAACUCGAGGAUGGCAGUGGAUGACUUCAGCCUUAAGUAUGAAAAUGAACACUCCUUAAAGAAAGACUUGGAAAUUGAAGUUGAGGGCCUCCGAAAGAACUUGGAUGAUCUGACCAUCAUCACAACGGACCUGGAACAGGAGGUCGAGGGGAUGAGGAAAGAGCUCAUCCUCAUGAAGAAGCACCAUGAGCAGGCAAUGGAGGAACAUCACAUGCCAAAUGACUUCAAGGUCAACGUGAAGGUGGAUGCAACCCCGGGAGAAGAUCUGAUUAAGGUCCUGGAGGAUAUGAGGCAGGAAUACGAGCUUCUAAUUAAGAAGAAGCAUCAAGACUUCGACGUGUGGUAUAAAGAGCAGUCAGCAGCCAUGGCCCAGGAGGCGGCCAGUCCAGCAACUGGGCAGAGUGGCCAAAGUGACAUCCAUGAGCUGAAGCGCACUUUCCAGGCCCUGGAGAUUGACCUAGAGACACAGUACAACAAGAAGUCCGCCUUAGAGAAUAUGCUAUCGGAGACCCAGUCCCGGUACUCCUGCCAGCUUCAGGACAUGCAAGAGAUCAUAUCCCACCACGAGGAAGAAUUGGGGCGGCUACGUCACGAUCUGGAACGUCAGAACAAUGAAUACAAGGUCCUCCUAGGUAUCAAAAGCCACCUAGAGAAGGAAAUCGCCACCUACCGCCAGCUCCUGGAGGGAGAGAGUAGAGGGUCAAUGGAAGAAUCUAAGUCGAGUGUGAAAGCUCCAAAGAUCAAGGCCAUCACACGAGAGAGCGUCAAUGGAAGAAUAAUUCUUUCUCAAGUGAAUGAGCUCUAAAAGUACACAUGAGACCAAUAAAAGUUUCUGCCUGUGGUGAAAACUAACUUCCCCCAAAGGAAAGUCCUUGCUCAGACACAAAUGGGUGAAUUCUAAGAGGAAUCUUUGGAGUUACCAGGCUCAGAAACUUUUUUUUUCUCUAUAUCACUCUCACCAGACAUUCCAUCAUGAUAUUCAUAGACCGCUGCACUUUUUCAAAGUAUGAGUGCAUGAGCUUAAAGCACUGCUUUCCUACUGCAAUGAUCCAAGUCCCAUCAUUACAGCUCUAUUUUGUAGCCAAUAAAAUGCCACACCAGUUGCA
This is a messenger RNA of Sus scrofa (pig), 2900 nucleotides long. It is a transcript of the gene KRT23, whose product is annotated as keratin 23. Gene Ontology annotation, cellular component: cytoskeleton. NCBI's taxonomy places the organism in Eukaryota, Metazoa, Chordata, Mammalia, Artiodactyla, Suidae. Gene Ontology annotation, biological process: epithelial cell differentiation; intermediate filament organization. The record is from RefSeq and is a predicted model, not a curated record. Gene Ontology annotation, molecular function: structural molecule activity.